Messenger RNA from Coregonus sp. 'balchen', 14272 nucleotides. Lineage: Eukaryota; Metazoa; Chordata; Actinopteri; Salmoniformes; Salmonidae. The record is from the annotation of a GenBank genome assembly.
AUGUAUGAUGACGAUGGCUACCAAUCGUACUGUACCGUGUGCUGCGGGGGCCGCGAAGUGCUGCUGUGUGGGAACGCCAACUGCUGCAGGUGGGACUCAACACUCACUUCUUCAACUGUAACUUUGUAUUCUACUGUGUGUGUGUUCCAAAUGGCACCCGUUUCCCUUUAUAGUCAACUAUUAAGUAGUGCACUAUAUAGGGAAUAGGGUGCCAUCAAAACGCAGACUGUAUCUCUACUGUAUCUUAACUGUAAUAUUCUGUGUCUUAACUGUAAUCUACUGUAUUUUAGUUCAUUUUUAACUUCUGUCUUUUCAGUCAGCUUCUACUUUCUCUCGCACCUGUUGGUUAGAAGUAUAUUUUUUCUCUCGUGUCACCUUUUUUUACCACUAGUUCCACCUGCCACCUAUCGCUGCUUUCCCUCUCUCUCUCCCCCAUCCCCCCAUCCCCCCAUCUCUCCUCCUCCCUACUUCCCUACCAUCUCCGCUACCAACUCACCCUCCCCUCAAUCUCUCCCUCCUCCCCUCCCCCACUCAUCCAGCCUCCCUCUCUCCCCUCCCCUACCUCAUCCAGCUCCCUCUCUCCCCUCCCCUACUCAGCCAGCUCCCUCUCUCCCCCCCUCCCAGACACUCAUCCAGUCUACCUCCUGCUCCCCCCCGCCAUCCCCUCCUCUCCCUCCCCUACUCAUCCAGCUCCCUCUCUCCCCUCCCCUACUCAUCCAGCUCCCUCUCUCCCCUCCCCUACUCAUCCAUCUCCCUCUCUCCCCUCCCCUACUCAUCCAUCUCCCUCUCUCCCCUCCCCUACUCAUCCAUCCCUCUCCCUCCCCUCUCUCCCUCUCUCCCCUCCCCCACUCAUCCAUCUCCCCUCUCUCCCCUCCCCUACUCAUCCAUCUCCCUCUCUCCCCUAAUUCCCCCUCAACCUUAUUUUACCCGUCUCCGUCUGUCUCCUUCCUCCCCCUGCAGGUGUUUCUGUGUAGAAUGUCUGGACAUUCUGGUGGGCGCGGGGGCGUCGAACAGUGCCCGUAACCUGGACCCGUGGCGCUGCUACAUGUGCCAGCCCCUGCAGCCCUACGGUGUGCUCAAACGACGCCACGACUGGAGCAUGAAGCUGCAGGAGUUCUUCAUCAACGACAACGGCCAGGAGUUUGUGAGUCCCAUCAAGAUAUUUUAGUUAACUCCUCACAUUGACCCUUGUCACAAUACUGAAGACAAACCAACUUAUACAACAUACAGUAUCUAGGGCCUGUCAUUCAUCUUGCUCAGAUCACAGGGCCUGGAAAACCUCAGGGUCCCACUCAUAGCAACAUUACUACAUAGCUGUAAUUGUUUCUAUAAACAUUGUGAUUUGGUCUAUAUGUUUCUCAGGAAAGCCCAAAGACCUACCGGGCUGUCCCUGCAGAACAGAGGCGCCCCAUCCGCGUGCUCUCAUUGUUUGAUGGCAUCGCCACUGGUAAGUGUGUGUGUGUGCACGUAGGUGUCAUUGCAUUACUCAAGUGUAAUAUUUGGAUCACGCUAAAAAUAUCAGGACAUAUAUUUCUGUGUGUGCGUGUGUCUAGGCUACUUAGUGCUGCGAGACCUAGGAUUCAAAGUGGACCAUUAUAUUGCGUCAGAGGUGUGUGAGGAUUCCAUAUCAGUGGGUGUCGUCCGACAUGAAGGAAGAAUCCAGUACGUGCACGAUGUGCGCAACAUCACCAGGAAGAAUGUAAGCAGAACACAUCUCUCUCUUUCCCUGUCUCUCUCUCUUCACACUCCUGACAUAUGGAUGGGCAGAGCAAACUCAAUCUGAGUCAAGUCAACUAGAGGGAGGAGUGAGAGAGGGGAUAGUAGAGUACAAAGUUUGUCUCUAUUGCAAAGAUCCAAUCCCUUUCUCAAUGACUCAUUUUGUUGUUGUGUAAAGCAGGUGCUGUAUGAAACAUUUCUUUCUAGUCCUCCUAAUUCAACAUAUGAUGAUUUAGGAUUAUCAACUGAACUGGUAUACUGUUAUGAUAAUUAUUUAACAAACUAUUUCAGUGUCUCUGUGCGUCUCCCAAAAGGUUGUAAGUCUUUUGGAUCAAUGAAACGGACAGAGUCCGUUUGUCUGCAUAGUCAGAGGUUUAUUCAUUGAGAAUUCUGCCAUUACAAUUUCAGAGUCCAUCUUUUAUACUCACACGUCAUACAAAACUCCCUCCCCUCUUUAGGCGGGCUGUAGUUUUCCACUUUAAAACUGCUCUCCUGACCAUCAGUUCACACACACAUGUUCUUAUCAUAGGCUGCAUUUCUUAGUUAUCGCCGUCCUCACAAUAUCCUGCACCAUAUUUCAUACUCCUUAAAAAGACAGUUUCUCUCCUCCCUAAAUUGGGAGGCCUCUUUAUCUUGGUUUCUCAGUUGACUGGUCCUACACUCACACAUUCUAACACAUUUCACACAGUUUCAGGGUGUAAUAAUUAGUCAUUAAUAAUUAUUCUAUCAACUUUAUCAAUAUUAUUUAUCAUAUGGAAGAAAGUUGCCAAGAACCAAGGGCUAGUGCCUUUGUGUCUCAUGGAGUACUCCUCAGUGUCUUUGGAAAUGCAAACAUUUGCACAUACAUGACACACCCGUUUACUGCUUGUUCUGUGGGCCAUUGCCUGUCCAGACAGGACAGUAGUACCUUAUUGUAGCCUAAUGAGCCUCACCUGUUAUAGUUUUAGUGAAUGCUCCCCUGCCCUACUUUAUGUGGAUCCACAAUGAAACAUAUACAGACGCAUGGCUCAUGAGGGCUCUUUUGAGUGCUUCAACACAAUACACACACAUACAAACACACACACACACACAAUACACCAACACACAACCACCCAGAUUUAUCCCUGUUCAUAACAAAACACAACUUCCCCCUCUACUCCCAAGUCGAACCUAAACACAUAGCUCCACCACAGCAGAGAGGGGCACGCUGCCGUGUCGCAUGCGAGUCCUUGACGUCAUCUGGUUAGACGACAAAGCACAGCCUCUUGUCAGAGUAAAUCCCCCAGAACCCAUUCAUCCCUUUGUCAGCGACUCAUAGCACUCCUCAAAGAGGGGCUGGGCCCGAAGAGGGUCGGCCUGGCUGUUUUGGGAACCUACACCCCCUCUCACAUAACCCUUAGGCAGUAGGAAAUCGACGGCCACUCCCCCUCGCUGUUGCGUAAGAGGCUCAGAAGCACAGUAAAUCAAAUCAAAUCAAAUCAAAUUUUAUUGGUCACAUGCGCCGAAUACAACAGGUGCAGACAUUACAGUGAAAUGCUUACUUACAGCCCUUAACCAACAGUGCAUUUAUUUUCAACAAAAAAAGUAAGAAUAAAACAACAACUAAAAAAGUGUUGAGAAAAAAAGAGCACUCUUCUCUCUCUCUCGCUCUCUCUCUCUCGCUCUCUCUCAAUUAAAUUAAAUUCAACAGGCUUUAUUGGCAUGGGAAACAUGUUUACAUUGCCAAAGCAAGUGGAAUAGAUAAUAAACAAAAGUGACAAAGGAAUAGAGACAUUUCAAAUGUCAUAUUAUGGCUAUGUACAGUGUUAUAACAAAAGGGAAAAUAAAUCAACAUAAAUAUGGGUUGUAUUUAUAAUGGGUGUUUGUUCUUCACUGGUUGCCCUUUUCUUGUGGCAACAGGUCACGAAUCUUGCUGCUGUGAUCGCACACUGUGGUAUUUCACUUAAUAUACAGUGGGGGAAAAAAGUAUUUAGUCAGCCACCAAUUGUGCAAGUUCUCCCACUUAAAAAGAUGAGAGAGGCCUGUAAUUUUCAUCAUAGGUACACGUCAACUAUGACAGACAAAUUGAGAUUUCUUUUCCAGAAAAUCACAUUGUAGGGUUUUUAAUUAAUUUAUUUGCAAAUUAUGGUGGAAAAUAAGUAUUUGGUCACCUACAAACAAGCAAGAUUUCUGGCUCUCACAGACCUGUAACUUCUUCUUUAAGAGGCUCCUCUGUCCUCCACUCGUUACCUGUAUUAAUGGCACCUGUUUGAACUUGUUAUCAGUAUAAAAGACGCCUGUCCACAACCUCAAACAGUCACACUCCAAACUCCACUAUGGCCAAGACCAAAGAGCUGUCAAAGGACACCAGAAACAAAAUUGUAGACCUGCACCAGGCUGGGAAGACUGAAUCUGCAAUAGGUAAGCAGCUUGGUUUGAAGAAAUCAACUGUGGGAGCAAUUAUUAGGAAAUGGAAGACAUACAAGACCACUGAUAAUCUCCCUCGAUCUGGGGCUCCACGCAAGAUCUCACCCCAUGGAGUCAAAAUGAUCACAAGAACGGUGAGCAAAAAUCCCAGAACCACACGGGGGGACCUAGUGAAUGACCUGCAGAGAGCUGGGACCAAAGUAACAAAGCCUACCAUCAGUAACACACUAAGCCGCCAGGGACUCAAAUCCUGCAGUGCCAGACGUGUCCCCCUGCUUAAGCCAGUACAUGUCCAGGCCCGUCUGAAGUUUGCUAGAGUGCAUUUGGAUGAUCCAGAAGAGGAUUGGGAGAAUGUCAUAUGGUCAGAUGAAACCAAAAUAUAACUUUUUGGUAAAAACUCAACUCGUUGUGUUUGGAGGACAAAGAAUGCUGAGUUGCAUCCAAAGAACACCAUACCUACUGUGACGCAUGGGGGUGGAAACAUCAUGCUUUGGGGCUGUUUUUCUGCAAAGGGACCAGGACGACUGAUCCGUGUAAAGGAAAGAAUGAAUGGGGCCAUGUAUCGUGAGAUUUUGAGUGAAAACCUCCUUCCAUCAGCAAGGGCAUUGAAGAUGAAACGUGGCUGGGUCUUUCAGCAUGACAAUGAUCCCAAACACACCGCCCGGGCAACGAAGGAUUGGCUUCGUAAGAAGCAUUUCAAGGUCCUGGAGUGGCCUAGCCAGUCUCCAGAUCUCAACCCCAUAGAAAAUCUUUGGAGGGAGUUGAAAGUCUGUGUUGCCCAGCGACAGCCCCAAAACAUCACUGCUCUAGAGGAGAUCUGCAUGGAGGAAUGGGCCAAAAUACCAGCAACAGUGUGUGAAAACCUUGUGAAGACUUACAGAAAACGUUUGACCUGUGUCAUUGCCAACAAAGGGUAUAUAACAAAGUAUUGAGAAACUUUUGUUAUUGACCAAAUAUUAUUUGCAAAUAAAUUCAUUAAAAAUCCUACAAUGUGAUUUUCUGGAUUUUUUUUCUCAUUUUGUCUGUCAUAGUUGACGUGUACCUAUGAUGAAAAUUACAGGCCUCUCUCAUCUUUUUAAGUGGGAGAACUUGCACAAUUGGUGGCUGACUAAAUACUUUUUUUCCCCACUGUAUAUGGGAGUUUAUCCAAAUUUGAUUUGUUUUCAAAUUAUUUGUGGGUCUGUGUAAUCUGAGGGAAAUAUGUGUCUCUAAUAUGGUCAUACAUUUGGUAGGAGGUUAGGAACUGUAGCUCAGUUUCCACCUCAUUUUGUGGGCAGUGUGCACAUAGCCUGUCUUCUCUUGAGAGCCAGGUCUGCCUAUGGCAGCCUCUCUCAAUAGCAAGGCUAUGCUCACUGAGUAUGUACAUAGUCAAAGCUUUCCUUUAUUUUGGGUCAGUCACAGUGGUCAGGUAUUCUGCCACUGUGUACUCCAGUUUCCUCAGUUUUUUGGUUAAUUCUUUCCAAUGUGUCUAGUAAUUAUAUUUUUGUUUUCUCAUUUGUUUUCUCAAUUGUGUUCCUGUCCUGUGGCUCUGUCGGGACUGUUUGUGUUUGUGAACAGACCCCCAGGACCAGCUAGGUUAAUCUCUUUGUAGGUGAUGGCUUUGUUGUGGAAGGUUUGGGAAUCGCUUCCUUUUAGGUGGUUGUAGAAUUUAACGGCUCUUUUCUGGAUUUUGAUCAUUUGCGGGUAUCAUCCUAAUUCUGCUCUGCAUGCAUUCAUUAUUUGGUGUUUUACAUUGUACACGGAGGAUGUUUUUGCAGAAUUCUGCAUGCAGAGUCUCAAUUUGGUGUUUGUCCCAUUAUGUGAAUUCUUGGUUGGUGAGUGGACCCCAGACCACACAACCAUAAAGGGCAAUCGGUUCUAUAACUGAUUCAAGUAUUUUUAGCCAGAUCCUAGUUGGGAUGUCGAAUUUUAUGUUCCAUUUGAUGGUGUAGAAGGCCCUUCUUGACUUGUCUCUCAGAUUGUUCACAGCUUUGUGGAAGUUACCUGUGGUGCAGAUGUUUAGGCCGAGGUAGGUGUAGUUUUUUGUGUGCUCUAGGGCAACGGUGUCUAGAUGGAAUUUGUAUUUGUGGUCCUGGCAACUGGACCUUUUUUGGAACACCAUUAUUUUUGUCUUACUGAGAUAAUGUCAGGGCUCAGGUCUGACAGAAUCUGUGGAGAAGAUCUGUGCUGCUUUAGGCGCUCCUUGGUUGGGGACAGAAGCACCAGAUCAUCAGAAAACAGUAGACAUUUGACUUCAGAUUCUAGUUGGGUGAGGCUGGGUGCUGCAGACUGUUCUAGUGCCCUUAGCCAAUUUGUUGAUAUAUAUGUUGAAGAGGGUGGGGCUCAAGCUGCCUCCAUAUCUCACCCCACGGCCCUGUGGAAAGAAAUGUGUGUGUUUUUUGCCAAUAUUAACCGCACACUUGUUGUUUGUGUACAUGGAUUUUAUAAUGUUGUAUGUUUUUCCCCCAACACCGCUUUCCAUCAAUUCGUAUAGCAGACCCUCGCGCCAAAUUGAGUCAAAAGCUUUUUUGUUAAUAAGGGUGUGCAGGGUGAAUACGUGGUCUGUCGUACGUUAAUUUGGAAAAAGCCAAUUUGACAUUUGCUCAGUACAUUGUUUUCGCUGAGGAAAUGUAAGAGUCUGCUGUUAAUGAUAAUGCAGAGGAUUUUCCCAAGGUUGCUGUUGAUGCAUAUCCCACGGUAGUUAUUGGGGUCAAAUUUGUCUCCACUUUUGUGGAUGGGGGUGUUCAGUCCUUGGUUCCAAAUAUUGGGGAAGAUGCCAGAGCUGAGGAUGAUGUUAAAAAGUUGAAGUAUAGCCAAUUGGAAUUUGUGUUCUGUAUAUUUUAUCAUUUCAUUUAGAAUACCAUCAACACCACAGGCCUUUUUGGGUUGAAGGGUUUGUAUUUUGUCCUGUAGUUCAUUCAAUGUAAUUGGAAAAUCCAGUGGGGGUUAUAUACUACCCUGUGUUGGGGUUGGUGGGCAAUAUGGAGGGGGUGUCAGGGGGAGGUGACACUAUGUAGGGUUAGAGUAGAGGGGAUUGGGAUUGGGAAUGAGAACAGAUGGGUACAAAUGUUGGGGCAUUGACUUGUGUUACACUCAGUCUGACAUUAGGUGGUGCUGUUGUCUCACACAGAUAGAGGAGUGGGGCCCAUUUGACCUGGUGAUAGGAGGAAGCCCCUGUAAUGACCUGUCUAUUGUCAACCCCGCCAGGAAGGGACUGUACGGUAAGAAACUUCAUAAAAAAUCAUCAAUGAAUCUUAAUCAAACUUCAAUAAAUGCAUUACUAAGCAUGCUUCACUUCACUCCAAUUACACUCUAUAAAAUCCAUGCCAAGUGUUACAGGCUGAAAUGGGAGGGAAGUAGUUCUUAUAAAAUAUAAUUUAUAUACCUUAUAUGUACAGUAUAAACUUGUAGCUCUAAACGUAUAGGGAAAACAAGGUAUAACAAUCAAAGAUAAAUUUGCAAUUGAUAUAUUAGUAUUCAGUCAACAUUGGACUGUAGUAAAAAUAUCCUAAUAUGUACUCCUCAUCCCCCGUCUGUCUGUCUGUCCAGAGGGCACAGGGAGGUUGUUCUUUGAGUUCUACCGCCUGCUGAGUGAGGCCAAGCCCAAGGAGGGCGAGGACCGCCCAUUCUUCUGGAUGUUCGAGAACGUGGUCGCCAUGGGCGUCAACGACAAGAGGGACAUCUCCCGUUUCCUCGAGGUUUGUUAUAUCCACAAUAUCAAUACAAUACAAGUGACAAUCUCAGAGGUCUUUGGCAUUACCUCAUUAGAGCGUUUCAGACGUUGUUGUAGUCUUUAUAUAUCGUUGUGGACUCACAACACAACACAACACAAAGAGAGAAAAUGUGUAACCCAUGAUAGCAGUGGUAUAUUAAAUGAAACACUUACCUGUGUGUGUGUGUCUGUGUGUGUGUGUGUGUGUGUGUGUGUGUGUGUGUGUCCGACAGUGCAAUCCAGUGAUGAUCGAUGCCAUUGAGGUGUCUGCGGCUCACAGGGCUAGGUACUUCUGGGGCAACCUACCAGGGAUGAACAGGUGUGUGAUUCCCACAGUGUACUUGUUUUCCUAUACUAACACAAUCUUUCAUAUUCCAGUUUUUAAUUUACAAUACAAAAAUGACAUAAUUGCAUGGUUUGUAAUUACACAGUUAUAACCUAUGAAUUACUUUUACUUUGGUAGUUGCCAAUUGUGUUGAAUUAAAGUAAAUGCCAGAAAGUACAAAUUGAUACCAAUUGAAAUCUAGUGGAAACAGUACCGUAAAAUAAAUAGUCAUUUACGGAUAUCUCUUGGAGUAUUCCAUAUAAAAUUCCCAUUGUUCAUGUGCCAGGCCUCGGUGUGCAUCUGGGAUGGACAAGCUAGAGCUGCAGGACUGUCUGGAACAUGGCCGUGUGGCAAAGGUAACACUAUCUACCUUUCCUUCACUCAGUGGAACUGGACAAAAAUCAAUAAGUGGUUUUAUUUCAAUAUAUUACAAUAUACACUCAGUGGCCAGUUUAUAAGGUACACCCAUCUAUAAUAUAUAAUAUGCCAUUUAGCAGACGCUUUUAUCCAAAGCGACUUAGUCAUGUGCGCAUACAUUUUUACGUAUGGGUGGUCCCGGGGAUCGAACCCACUACCCUGGCGUUACAAGCGCCAUGCUCUACCAAUUGAGCUACAGAAUCCCGGUUCUAGUACCGGGUCGGACCCCCCUUUGCAUCCAGAACAGCUUGAAUUAUUCGGGGCAUGGAAACGUUGCUCAAUUGGUAUCAAGGGACCCAACGUGUGCCAGGAAAACAUUCCCCACACCAUUACACCACCGCCACCAGCCUGUACAGUUGACACCAGGCAGGAUGGGGCCAUGGACCCAUGCUUACGCCAAAUCCUGACUCUGCCAUCAGCAUGACGCAACAGGAACCGGGAUUCGUCAGAUCAGGCAGUGUUUUUCACCUCCUCAAUUGUCCAGUGUUGGUGAUCGCGUGCCCACUGGAGCCGCUUCUUGUUUUUAGCUGAUAGGAGUGGAACCCGGUGUGGUCGUCUGCUGCAAUAGCCCAUCCGUGAAAUGGACCAACGAGUUGUGCGUUCUGAGAUAUCGUUCUGCACACCUCUGUUGUACUGCGCCGUUAUUUUCCUGUUUGUGGCCCGCCAGUUAGCUUGCACGAUUCUUGCCAUUCUCCUUCGACCUCUCAUCAAUGAGCUGUUUUCGCCCACAGGACUGCUGCUGACUGGAUUUUUGUUUGUUUGUAGCACCAUUCUCGGUAAACCCUAGACACUGUAGUAUGUGAAAAGCCCAGGAGGCCGGACGUUUCUGAGAUACUAGAUCCGGCGCGCCUGGCACAGACGAUCAUACCAGGCUCAAAGUCGCUUAGGUUACUCGUUUUGCCCAUCUAACGUUCAAUCGAACAGUAACUGAAUGCCUCGAUGCCUGUCUGCCUGUUUUAUAUAGCAAGCCACGGCCACAUGACUCACUGUCUGUAGGACCGAACCAUUUUUGUGAAUGGGCCACUGAGUGUAUAUUUCACAAUAUGCCACAGAAAAAACAAUAUGCCACAGAAAAUAUACACUACAUGACCAGAAGUAUGUGGACACCUGCUCGUCGAACAUCUCAUUCCAAAAUCAUGGGCAUUAAUAUGCAGUUGGUCCCCCCUUUGCUGCCAGAACAGCCUCCACUCUUCUGGGAAGGCUUUCCACUAGAUGUUGGAACAUUGCUGCAGGGACUUGCUUCCAUACAGCCACAAGAGCAUUAGUGAGGUUGGGCAAUGAUGUUGGGCGAUUAGGCCUGGCUCGCUGUCGGCAUUCCAAUUCAUCCCAAAGGUGUUCGAUGGAGUUGAUUGAGGUCAGGGCUCUGUGCAGGCCAGUCAAGUUCUUCCACACCGAUCUCAACAAACCAUUCCUGUAUGAACCUCGCUUUGUGCAUGGGAGCAUUGUCAUGCUGAAACAGGAAAGGGCCUUCCCCAAACUGUUGCCACAAAGUUGGAAGCACAGAAACGUCUACAAUGUCAUUGGUUAAGGUUCCAGUGAAGGGAAAGGUUAAGAUUUCCCUUCACUGGAACUAAGGGGCCAAGCCGAACCAUGAAAAACAGCCCCAGACCAUUAUUCCUCCUCCACCAAACUUUACAGUUGGCACUAUGCAUUGGGGCAGUUAAGUUCUCCUGUCAUCCGGCAAACCCAGAUUCGUCCGUCGGACUGCCAGAUGGGGAAGCGUGAUUCAUCACUCCAGAGAACGCGUUUCCACUGCUCCAGAGUCCAAUAGCGGCGAGUUUUACACCACUUCAGCCGACGCUUGGCAUUGCUCAUGGUGAUCUUUGGCUUGUGUGCGGCUGCUCUGCCGUGGAAACCCUUUUCAUGAAGCUCCCGACAAACAGUUAUUGUGCUGAUGUUGCUUCCAGAGGCAGUUUGGGACUCGGUAGUGAUUGUCGCAACCGAGGACAGACGAUUUUUAUGCGCUACACGCUUCAGUACUUGGCACUCCCGUUCUGUGAGCUUGUGUGACUUCGCGGCUGAGCCGUUGUUGCUCCUAGAUGUUUCCACUUCACAAUAACAGCACUUACAGUUGAACGGGGCAGCUCUAUUAGGGCAGAAAUUUGACAAACUGACUUGUUGGAAAAGUGGCAUCCUAUGACGGUGCUAUGUUGAAAGUCACUGAGCUCUUCAGUAAGGCCAUUCUACUGCCAAUGUUUGUCUAUGGAGAUUGCAUGGCUGUGUGCUCAAUUUUAUACACCUGUCAGCAAAGGGUGUGGCUGAAAUAGCCAAAUCCACUCAUUAUGCACUCACUAACUGUAAGUCGCUCUGGAUAAGAGCGUCUGCUAAAUGACGUAAAUGUAAAUGUAAAAUUUGAAAAAGUGUCCACAUACUUUUGUAUAUAUAUUGUAUAUCCAAAUACAGUACAGAUAUGAAUGAAACCACACUCAGUCCCUCUGUGUCUCUCUCAUUAUAUACAGUUCCGGUCAAGAGUAUCUUAAAUAAGAGGAAAAAAUGUACUUACUAUGACUGUGAUAUGUGGUUGUCUCACCUAGCUAUCUUAAUAUGAAUGCACUGUAAGUCGCUUUGGAUAAGAGUGUCUGCUAAGUGACUAAAAUGUAAAGGUCAAAGUCCCCAAGUCCAGAACAGACUAUGGGAGGCGCACAGACUACAUGGAGCUCUAUUCCACAUCAAGUAACUCAUGCAAGCAAUAACAUUUGAUUUAAAAAACAGAUAAAAAUACACCUUAUGGAAUAGCGGGGACUGUGAAGAGACACAAACACAGGCACAGACACACACAUACACACAAGUAUUGAACAAGUAUUUGAUACACUGCCGAUUUUGCAGGUUUUCCUACUUACAAAGCAUGUAGAGGUCUGUAAUUUUUAUCAUAGGUACACUUCAACUGUGAGAGACGGAAUCUAAAACAAAAAUCCAGACAAUCACAUUGUAUGAUUUUUAAGUAAUUAAUUUGCAUUUUAUUGCAUGACAUUAGUAUUUGAUACAUCAGAAAAGCAGAACUUAAUAUUUGGUACAGAAACCUUUCUUUGCAAUUACAGAGAUCAUACAUUUCCUGUAGGUCUUGACCAGGUUUGCACACACUGCAGCAGGGAUUUUGGCCCACUCCUCCAUACAGACCUUCUCCAGAUCCUUCAGGUUUCGGGGCUGUCGCUGGGCAAUACAGACUUUCAGCUCCCUCCAAAGAUUUUCUAUUGGGUUCAGGUCUGGAGACUGGCUAGGCCACUCCAGGACCUUGAGAUGCUUCUUACGGAGCCACUCCUUAGUUGCCCUGGCUGUGUGUUUCGGGUCGUUGUCAUGCUGGAAGACCCAGCCACGACCCAUCUUCAAUGCUCUUACUGAGGGAAGGAGGAUGUUGGCCAAGAUCUCGCGAUACAUGGCCCCAUCCAUCUUCCCCUCAAUACAGUGCAGUCGUCCUGUCCCCUUUGCAGAAAAGCAUCCCCAAAGAAUGAUGUUUCCACCUCCAUGCUUCACGGUUGGGAUGGUGUUAUUGGGGUUGUACUCAUCCUUCUUCUUCCUCCAAACACGGCGAGUGGAGUUUAGACCAAAAGCUCUAUUUUUGUCUCAUCAGACCACAUGACCUUCUCCCAUUCCUCCUCUGGAUCAUCCAGAUGGUCAUUGGCAAACUUCAGACGGGCCUGGACAUGUGCUGGCUUGAGCAGGGGGACCUUGCGUGCGCUGCAGGAUUUUAAUCCAUGACGGUGUAGUGUGUUACUAAUGGUUUUCUUUGAGACUGUGGUCCCAGCUCUCUUCAGGUCAUUGACCAGGUCCUGCCGUGUAGUUCUGGGCUGAUCCCUCACCUUCCUCAUGAUCAUUGAUGCCCCACGAGGUGAGAUCUUGCAUGGAGCCCCAAACCGAGGGUGAUUGACCGUCAUCUUGAACUUCUUCCAUUUUCUAAUAAUUGCGCCAACAGUUGUUGCCUUCUCACCAAGCUGCUUGCCUAUUGUCCUGUAGCCCAUCCCAGCCUUGUGCAGGUCUACAAUUGUAUCCCUGAUGUCCUUACACAGCUCUCUGGUCUUGGCCAUUGUGGAGAGGUUGGAGUCUGUUUGAUUGAGUGUGUGGACAGGUGUAUUUUAUACAGGUAACGAGUUCAAACAGGUGCAGUUAAUACAGGUAAUGAGUAGAGAACAGGAGGGCUUCUUAAAGAAAAACUAACAGGUCUGUGAGAGCCGGAAUACUUACUGGUUGGUAGGUGAUCAAAUACUUAUGUCAUGCAAUAAAAUGCAAAUUAAUUACUUAAAAAUCAUACAAUGUGAUUGUCUGGAUUUUUGUUUUAGAUUCCGUCUCUCACAGUUGAAGUGUACCUAUGAUAAAAAUUACAGACCUCUACAUGCUUUAAGUAGGAAAACCUGCAUAAUCGGCAGUGUAUCAAAUACUUGUUCUCCCCACUGUAUGUGGUAGAGUGUAGUGGCCUGAGGGCACACACUUAAUGUGAAAUUGUAUAACUGACUUAAUUUUGGAAGAGUUGCUGCUGCCUUGGCAAUUUCCACUUAUUUUUGAAGAAAUAGUGAAUUGUGCAAGAGGGCCAAUAUUUUGAUCGCAUCUGUAUAGUGUAUUAAUAUGAGUGUGUAUUUUCUCUGUCCUAUAGUUUGGAAAGGUGCGCACCAUCACCACGCGCGCCAACUCCAUCAAGCAGGGCAAAGACCAGCACUUCCCAGUCAUGAUGAACGGCAAAGAGGACAUCCUGUGGUGCACCGAGCUGGAGAGGUGAGACCAAUUAUGUGUAUAAACCCUGGAUGACUGACAGGGGGCGCUGUAUUGAAGCCACCGCGCAGCCAUCUUGGUACUCCUCAAUUGUAACAAAAAUUCAAAUAAAAAACAUUAUAACUUUUAUUAAUGUCUACAUUCGUUUUUUACACAUUUAUUCUAUUACAGAAACCUUAAUGCAUACUUUUAAAUUAUAUUAUGUGAGCUAAACAUACAAAUAAAAAAUGAUAAAAAAAUAAAGAAAACAUUAGUGUUUGUUUUAGAGAGUACUAAUAUUACUGUCCCCACUACAACAAACUAAAUACUUAAAUACACAUCAUUUUGUCCUUGGAACAUUUAAUUCAAAUACUGUAGAAUUCAAUUUAUUCCUAUGGAGGACUGCUCCUACUAGGGUCUGCCAAUAUGGCUGACCGGUAGCUUCAAAGCCUCUCAAUGGCCAAUACAUAGCAUCAGCAAUCCAGGGUUUAUAUACGUUGAGUGAGACCCAGACCCACAAUUCUAGUCUGACUGUGCCGCUCAAACGUUAGAGGGAGCACCUCCUAUCUUUGCCAUUGAUCACUUCUGUGCGCCCUCUACCUUUUCUAACUCUGUGGUGCCUCUGCUCAAACGGGGAAGGACUGAAACAAAGAGGUACUGGACAUUAUUCAAUAAGAAACGCUCGUUUUCUGUUGCAAAAUGUUUUGCUACGGUGUGCACUAAUGAAUAAGACCCAACUUUGCUGACAAUGCCCUCUGAUGCCAUUUUGACACCACUGUUCUAAUCCUCUGUUCCCUCCAGGAUCUUUGGCUUCCCGGUCCACUACACAGAUGUGUCCAACAUGGGCCGCGGUGCCAGGCAGAAGCUUCUGGGCAGGUCCUGGAGCGUGCCUGUCAUCAGACACCUGUUUGCCCCUCUGAAGGACUACUUUGCAUGUGAAUAGUGCCCUCCCUGACCAACCUCUCUGUAGUUCCACUCCUCCCUCUACCACUACACCAGAUGAGGAGGAUCUGGAUCUGCACCCUUUGGCCUCCUCCAAUCAUGAGGCUGAGGAGAUC